Nelumbo nucifera (sacred lotus) is the source of this 2383-nucleotide messenger RNA. NCBI's taxonomy places the organism in Eukaryota, Viridiplantae, Streptophyta, Magnoliopsida, Proteales, Nelumbonaceae. The record is from RefSeq and is a predicted model, not a curated record.
GCCAUAAUUCCGAACCUCAGCCUCGUCAAAUCCGAGCCACUUCUCCGUGCAUACAAACUUCCAAAUUCCAAACCUGUUUUCUAUUUGCCUAACAUAAACGAAAUCUGCUCUGUUUGCUUCUCACUACACUAACAAGAUCCAAGGAACAAUGAAAUUCUAGCUUCUAUCUAAGGUUUUCCGAUCCAUAAGCAAUAUAGAUUGACGUACAAAUCUCUGUCUUCCCGGCCCGCUUCGCACAACCUAAAUGCUCCAGCUGCUUGAAUGAAUUAAUGUUUUAUUAGAGAGUUUUUUCUUCUGCCCAACUUGAGCUUUCGUUCACCGUAAAUAGCAGACGAGGCUCUAAAGUUGAUCUCCUGUAAGCGGAUUAAGAUUUGUUCGUUUCUCUUUAUCCACGAAGCGGUUUUUCUCCAUUCCGGUUUGUUCAAGAAGCUGAGGUUUGGUGUUUGGAUCUUAUUCCAGGAGCUUUCUGAUGCCAUUUGUCAGCGGUUUUAAAGGGGUUUAGACCUUGUCACGCGAUGCAUUCAGGACAGUCGAAAGAACGGAGAGAAGGUAUUCAAGAUUAAUUUAUCGAAAUGAUUUCUUCAUAUAUUUCCUCUCUCUUUCUAUCUCGUGUUGAGUUCGAUCCGGAGGCGUUUGAAGCUUCUUCUGGUCUCGUGAGCGUUCAGACCCUGGAAAUUGGAAAGAUACAAGUAUUUGACUGUUUGUAAUGUUUCAUAAAAGAAAAGGAGAAAGAGUUAGGAAAGGAACUUACCGUGACACCGAAAACUUAACGUCUGUUAGGCAUGGUUCGAAAUUAAUGCAGCGGACCGUUUGGACGUGCAGAUAAGGAAAGCCUUCAAUGCACCAGAGACGACUGGUUAUUUAGUGUGAAACAGAGUGUGAGAGUGGGCUUACGUUUGGAGCAUUAACCUACCCCGUGUAUGUUAGGAGGGUCCCAGAAGUUGAUAAUAUAGCUGCAGUGGAUGAAACUCUGAACUAGUUGAUCCGGAGCAUCUUAUUUGAGUUAUUGACGUGAUGAUGGAGGUUUCGGAGAAGCCCUCGGCGUCUGCCCGAGACUUGGAUCCUUUGUUGAAGGAUCUCGACGAGAAGAGACAGAGUUUCAGAAGGAACGUUGUUUCAUUGGCUACCGAGUUGAAGGAUGCACGCAGUCAGCUUGCUUUGCAGGAAGAAUCAUUCGCACAAGAAAUCCUAUCGAGACGGGUAGCAGAGACGAGGGCAAAGAGUAUGGAAGAGGAGGUACUUCAGUUGCAGAAAAGCUUGGAAGAGAGGGACGUGCAGCUGCUGGCAUCGGCGUCCACUGAACAGCAGUAUCUCAAGGAGUUGGAUGAACUAAGGUUGCAGAUAUCAAUCACUCAAGAGACUGCAGAUGCAAGUGCUGCAUCCGCCCAAUCAGCCCAACUGCAGUGUUUAGCCCUGUUAAAAGAAUUAGAUGUCAAAAAUAGUUCAUUAAAAGAGCAUGAAGAGCGUGUCAAUAGGCUAGGACAACAAUUAGAUAAUCUGCAGAAGGACCUUCAAGCACGGGAGGCUUCUCAAAUGCAGCUGAAAGAUGAAAUUUUGAGAAUUGAGGAAGAAAUCAUGCAAGCAAUCUCCAAGGCUGGAGCAAACAAGAACUGUGAACUGAGAAAAAUAUUAGAUGAGGUUUCUCCAAAGAACUUUGAGAAGAUUAAUAAGCUCUUGGAUGCAAAGGAUCAAGAGAUAUCAAGACUCAGAGAUGAAAUCAGGAUUAUGUCUGCACAUUGGAAACUGAAAACCAAGGAACUUGAGUCACAGUUGGAGAAACAACGAAAAGUUGAUCAAGAAUUGAAGAAGAGGGUACUUAAGUUAGAGUUCUGUCUUCAGGAAGCUCGUUCCCAGACACGGAAGCUCCAAAGGAUGGGAGAAAGGAGAGACAAAGCUCUAAAAGAACUAAGAGAUCAGUUGGCUACAAAGCAACAAGGUGUGAGCAUUGACAAACAGAACUUCUGGGAGAGCUCUGGCUUCAAGGUUGUUGUUUCAAUGUCAAUGCUGAUCCUAGUGGUUUUUGCAAAACGAUGAUAGUUAGAAGGCAUUAGGCCCACUUUCGCAUGAAUAGUCAGUCUAUAGGUGAGAAAACCUUGGCUGUUUCGAAAAACAGACUGAGCUGUUUGGAGCUUCCUGCGCAUGGGACGUACCCCACUCAAUUCCUUGUAUCUUUGGCUACAAGAAUAUUAAUUGCAAAACCCAUGGUAACUUGUCAUGCGCUGGAAUUUUUCUUUUAUACCCUCAGGUUUCAGCGCAAAGCUCCAAUUAUUUUCGUGAUGGAUGUGCAACUGUAAAUGAAUAUUUAUCGAGUGGAACAAAUUCCAUUGUAGAAGCUAAACUUUUGUUAACAAAUGCAAUAUUAUUACUAUUAGAUUUCUAAGAA